AUGUCUACGUCGACGGCCGAUCCAGUACUACAGCCUCUUUCACGGAGUCGAUUUGAUGCUGUCGAUUACCUCAACGAUGUCCUGCCUACGGUGACGCUCUCGUCGCAGGCGCAGUCCGGCAAGAUCGCAAGGACUGGUCAGUUACAGACUGCUUCUACAGACCUGCAAGCCUCCCUUUCCAAGAUAAACGCGCACAACAUCCGCACAUCGUCAGAUCUCACUGUGCUCACGGAUGAGAUUCUGCGCAGCGGCAAUCGGCUUGCGUACGAAGUAGAAAUCCUUCGUGGCGAUGUCAAUUCGUUCUACGAUCUCUUGACGGACACUCUCAAGGACGACAUUCGGUUGUUUGUUCGCGAGGAAGUUUUGAGCAGCUCAGCAGAGAAAGAUGGAGCGGACGCUGAAAGCCUGCCUGGGACACAGCCACAGCAGGAGCCCGCAUUCAUCACGCAACUACGAAGAUUGACGCAGGUCAAGGAGCGUCUCGAGGCAGUUGUGAACCUCUUUGGCGAGGCCAUGAAGUGGCCUGUUCCGCCUUCGGAACUCGGCUCGUCGCUGAUCACUGUGUCCGCGCCGGAGCUCGGUGGCAUUCAAACCACUGACGGGGACGACAAAGCGCGUGAUGCUACGAAGAAGAUCAGAGUCGAAAUACAAGAUUUACUUGAUUCAGAUGGUGGCGGAACUGCGGGCCUGGAGGCUGCUUCACGGAGAGUGGAGGAGUACAGGCAAUUGGCCGGUCUCUGGAAGGGCACGAGCGAAGAGAAGGUCCGCAUACGUUUUGUAGAAGGUCUACAGAGACUCGUCGACGAUCGCAAGCGCAAUUUAGAGGCGAGAGGUAUUUCUGAGCGGUCUCGAACAGGCAGUCCACACAGAACAGCAUCUGCGCAGGGCAGGCCUGCUCGACAUGAUGGAGGAGGGCUGUUUCGGAACCUUGCUCGUCUCAAGGACGAUUUGUACCUUGACUGA
Cyphellophora attinorum is the source of this 963-nucleotide messenger RNA. RefSeq lists its product as uncharacterized. The coding region runs from base 1 to 963 and encodes 320 amino acids. The transcript has a single exon. Lineage: Eukaryota; Fungi; Ascomycota; Eurotiomycetes; Chaetothyriales; Cyphellophoraceae. The record is from RefSeq and is a predicted model, not a curated record.